GCUUAGUAUACGCACCGUACUGAGGGGGAGUUUGUAUGGUGUCGCUGGCUCUCCUCAGUGAGUGCUCAAUGUGUGGUAGGUGAAUUUUCGAUAAAACAACUCCUUGAAAAGCAGCCGACCUCCAAAGGACCCCCUUCACUGUUUUUAUAAGCACACACUAAAUAUACCAAUAUGGCUGUCGGUAAGAACAAGAGACUUUCCAAGGGUAAGAAGGGUCUUAAGAAGAAGGCCCAAGAUCCAUUCGCUAGAAAGGAUUGGUUCGACAUCAAGGCUCCAUCCACCUUUGAAAACAGAAACGUCGGUAAGACUUUGAUCAACAGAUCCACCGGUUUGAAGAACGCCGCCGAUGGUUUGAAGGGCCGUGUCUUCGAGGUCUGCUUGGCUGACUUGCAGGGUUCUGAGGACCACGCCCACAAGAAGGUCAAGUUGAGAGUCGAUGAAGUUCAGGGUAAGAACUUGUUGACCAACUUCCACGGCUUCGACUACACCACCGACAAGCUCAAGUCCUUGGUUAGAAAGUGGCAGUCCCUCUUGGAAUGCAAUGUCACCGUUAAGACCGCUGACGACUACGUCAUCAGAGUCUUUGCCAUUGCCUUCACCAAGAGACAGCAAAACCAAAUCAAGAAGACCACCUACGCCCAGUCUUCCCAGUUGAGAGAAAUCAGAAAGAAGAUCACCGAGAUCAUCCAGAGAGAAGUCGCCAACUCCACCUUGUCCCAAUUGACCACCAAGUUGAUCCCAGAAGUUAUUGCCCGUGAAAUCGAAAAGUCUACCCAGGCUAUCUACCCAUUGCAGAACGUCCACAUCAGAAAGGUUAAGUUGUUGAAGCAGCCAAAGUUCGACUUGGGCUCUUUGAUGGCCUUGCACGGUGAAGCUUCCGCUGAAGACAAGGGUAAGAAGGCCGCUGGUUUCAAGGAUGUUGUUUUGGAAGCUGUGUAAGUUGGAGAUAGAGCGUUCUCGCUAGAUCUUUCAUUCCAUAGUUUAUAAACAGUAUUUUUAUAUCACAUCUACACCAAUUC
Babjeviella inositovora NRRL Y-12698 is the source of this 1019-nucleotide messenger RNA. It is a transcript of the gene RPS1, whose product is annotated as 40S ribosomal protein eS1. NCBI's taxonomy places the organism in Eukaryota, Fungi, Ascomycota, Pichiomycetes, Serinales. Gene Ontology annotation, cellular component: cytosol; ribosome. The coding region runs from base 172 to 939 and encodes 255 amino acids. Gene Ontology annotation, biological process: translation. Gene Ontology annotation, molecular function: structural constituent of ribosome. The record is from RefSeq and is a predicted model, not a curated record. The transcript has a single exon.